Messenger RNA from Branchiostoma belcheri (Belcher's lancelet), 5221 nucleotides. RefSeq names its product DNA helicase INO80-like. The record is from RefSeq and is a predicted model, not a curated record. The transcript is spliced from 41 exons. Lineage: Eukaryota; Metazoa; Chordata; Leptocardii; Amphioxiformes; Branchiostomatidae. Bases 207 to 5186 code for a protein of 1659 amino acids. Gene Ontology annotation, cellular component: Ino80 complex. Gene Ontology annotation, molecular function: ATP hydrolysis activity; ATP binding; DNA binding. Gene Ontology annotation, biological process: DNA repair.
AUGGCGACCGCCCCCCUGCGAAGCAAGAGGGAAGUCAUGAGCCGGUGCGCGGUGCGUGGCGCGGCUGCCAUUUCGGGCGAUACAAACACCCCGCCAUCUUUUUUGGCACGGAGCCGCGCCUGGAGACUUUCCACUGCAGGCAGCCAGGAAUUCGGGUGGAUCUCCGCGGUGAAAGUUGUGAGGUGAGCCGCCCAGGUGCCAGGUGAAUGUCCGGGCAGGAUUCUGCCUCAGCCCCACCCCCCGGGGAGGCAGGCCAUGACCUGCCCCAGGGGGAGGGGAGGGCGGAGGGGUCGUCCCUGGCCAUGCCGCUCAACCUGCAGCGACUGGAGAGAGCCUUACAGAUGGAGCCGUUCCUGGCGCACGUGCAGGGGAUCCUGACGGAGGACAUCGCCAUCAGUGAUGACAGCAGUGAUGGAGGAGAGGAUAAACUGCCGGUCCCCAGCCAGUCAGGAGACGGAGCGGGAGAGGUGGACCAGCAUACCAAGAUACUCAAUGGGGUCAUCGACCCUCCAGAUAUGAAGGAAGAGCGGUCCAGGCAUUACAAUUUCAGCAAAGUGAAGAAGAGCAGGAAAUGGCUUAAGAAUCUGCUGGUGAGUGACAGCUCGGAAUCAGAGUCAGAGGACCAGCCAAUCAGCGAGGAGGAGUACCACAGUAUGCUUCGCCUUCACAAGCACAUGAGGUCGUACCAAAACAGAUUCUACACCGACAGAGAGAACAUGCAAUACCAGUACUACAGCACAGGGUUGCUUUCCAACUACGACAAGUUCCACGAGCAUCAGCGCUUCAUCCUUGGACCAAAGAAGAAACGAAAAGAGGACAAGAAGCUAAAAGCCAAGAUGAAGAAGCUGAAGAAACUAGAAAAGAUGGAAAUGAAGAAGAUGAAGAAAAAGUCCAAAGAACCAGAAGAGGAGGAGGAGGAGAUGGAGCUGGCUGACCUGGAUGAGGAGACGGUCCAGGCUCUGCUCCAGGAGGCUGCCAAGCGCAGACGGACGCUCACCCUGAAGGAGGCAGACGCACGUCGGCGCAAAGUCUGGCUCGCCAUCUGUAAGAAGGAGAUCAAUAAGGCUCAGAGACAAAGGUCUUCUGCACACAACAACAUGCUGUCCAAUUGCAGAAAGAUGGCUCAGCUUUGUCAGAAGGAGGUGCGUAAAGCCGCCAUGCAGUCCCAGAGAGUGUGUAAAGAGACCCCGCCGCGGGCUCGGCGCCUGACGCGGGAGAUGCUCGUGUUCUGGAAGAAGUACGAGAAGGUGGAGAAGGAACAUCGCAAGCGGGCGGAGAAGGAGGCCAUGGAGCAGCGCAAGCUGGACGAUGAGCUCAGAGAGGCCCGUCGCCAGCAGCGAAAGCUGAACUUUCUGAUCACCCAGACGGAGCUCUACGCUCACUUCAUGGCCAAGAAGCUGCGCGGGGAGAUAGACUCACGACAGGAGGAGAUCCUGAGCCAGCUGGAAGACAAAGUGCCCCGCCGCCAGGUUCAGGUGCAGGGCAGAGUCAUGGAGCUGGAGGUGGAUGACUAUGACAGUGAACUGAUGAAGGCCACGGCUCUUCGGAAUGCACAGGAGGCUUAUGACGCACACCAGGCAAAGAAACGUGCCUUUGAUGAAGAAGUAGCUGCUUCCAAACGUUCCAAUCAAGAAAAAUUUGACGAAACCUUCAGCCUGGCCAACCCCAUGAUGGCGAAAGGCGAUCUCUCCCAACCCUCUUUCUUCAACGGUCAGCUCAAGGCCUACCAGCUCAAGGGUUUGAACUGGCUAGCCAAUCUGUAUGAUCAGGGUAUCAAUGGCAUCCUUGCAGACGAGAUGGGGUUGGGGAAGACUGUACAGAGCAUCGCCUUCCUCGCACAUCUGGCAGAGCGAGUGGGGAUCUGGGGCCCGUUCCUGGUCAUCGCUCCAGCCUCGACUCUCCACAACUGGCAGCAGGAGUGCAGCCGAUUUGUACCAAAGUUUAAGGUGCUGCCAUAUUGGGGUAACCAGCACGACAGGAAAGUCUUACGAAAGUUCUGGAAUCAGAAACAGCUGCAGAUGCACACGGAGGACGCUCCGUUCCACGUGCUGAUCACGUCGUACCAGCUGGUGGUGCAGGACGUGAAGUACUUCCAGCGCAUCAAGUGGCAGUACAUGGUGCUGGACGAGGCCCAGGCCAUCAAGAGCAGCGCCUCUGUCAGGUGGAAGAUCCUGCUGGGCUUCAGCUGCAGGAACAGGCUGCUCCUCACAGGCACGCCCAUACAGAACACCAUGGCUGAGCUUUGGGCACUUCUUCAUUUCAUCAUGCCCACCCUGUUCGACUCUCACGAGGAGUUCAACGAAUGGUUCUCCAAGGACAUUGAAGGUCAUGCUGAAAACAAGUCAUCCCCAUUGGAUGAGAACCAGCUGUCCCGCCUCCACAUGAUCCUGAAGCCGUUCAUGCUCCGCAGGAUAAAAAAGGAUGUAGAAAACGAGUUGUCAGACAAGAUUGAGAUCCUGGUGUACUGCUGUCUGAACCUGCGCCAGACCAUGCUGUAUCAGGCUGUCAAGAACAAGAUUUCCAUCGAGGACCUUCUCCAGUCUUCUGCCGGCUCCUCCUCCCAGGCUCAGUCUACAACCUCCAGCCUCAUGAAUCUGGUCAUGCAGUUCAGAAAGGUGUGCAAUCAUCCUGAGCUGUUCGAGAGGCAGGAGGCCCGAUCACCCCUCUUCACACAACCAGACGCUUUCAUCCUCCCAAAACUUGUAUAUAGGCAAGGACAUGUAGAUAGUGUAUCAUACAGCAAGAAUAGGUACAUCUACAACAUGCUUUAUGCAUUCUCUGAAGAGAAUGUACAUCACAGUCUCUUUCCUCCCAAGAAGGGCUCUACCAAAGACGUGCAGUCAGAAAGCACAUUCUCGUUCCUCCGGUUCAUGAACACGUCGCCGGCAGAGGCACACAGCCUGAUGCUGUGUGGGCUGCUGGUCAGGUGGCUGGCGCUGUACCUGACACUGAAGGAGGCCUACAGGAUACACCAUCACAGGGAGUGGCACGCACAGUCAGGCCAACAUAGGUGUCUGGACAGGACAGGGCUCCUGUUGUCGCCGUGCUUCCGUCUGUCGGCACCAGCCGUCGCCAGCAGCGCCGUCCUCAAGCACCUGGUCUUCACCAGCUUCACUACAAACUUCAUCGGCCACAUGCAGCAAACCUUCCACUUCAUCCCUGAAACACCCGGGCACAGAAAACGAAGGCUUAGCAAGAUCCGCCAGCUCUCCGUAUCCCACGGCAGCAAGUCAGGGCUGACGUCCCCGACACGAGCCCACCCCACGCCCCUGUCUCCCACCAGGAGAUCCUCUCACUCUGCAUCCUCCCAGCAGCCUGCAGCCAACCCCUCCCGCAGGCUGGCCAGCCCCACACAGACCCCCACAUCACCGAGGCCGAGAAGACAUCCCAGUGGCAGUGCCAGCAGUGGGGAGAAGGCGGCCCCCCACCCCAAGUCCCCCACCCGCCACCACCUGCUGCUGCCCAGGUCCCCCCUCGCCAGGGGGCCCAUCCACAGGGACUGUGUCCCGUCUGCCGCACCAGCCUUCCUCACGAACAUCAUUCCAAAGGUGACCAGUGCCUAUCGGCUGUGGUACAGCAGUGACCGCAGCGCGGGGUAUGACUUACUGCGACAGCAGCUGGGCGGAGCUCCCGAAGCCAGGCCAACCGUCCUGCACGGGUCCCCAGAGUCGCACCACCAGCACCAGGCAGGGGGGUGGCUCUUCCCUCCCCCUGCAGGGGGGCUGGCUGCCGUGGAGCUCGCCUGGGGGUGGUCCAAUAUCCAGAUUCCAGACAAGGAAGUCCUGGUGACAGACAGCGGAAAGCUGUAUGCGCUGGACAUCCUGCUGACCAGACUGAAACAGCAAGGACACAGGGUCCUCAUCUACUCACAGAUGACACGCAUGAUCGACAUUCUAGAGGAGUUCAUGUGGCACAGGAAGCACACCUACAUGAGGCUGGACGGCUCGUCUAAAAUCUCAGACAGAAGAGACAUGGUGGAGGACUUCCAACAGAGGUCUGACAUCUUUGUGUUCUUACUGAGCACCAGAGCAGGCGGACUGGGCAUCAACCUUACUGCUGCUGAUACGGUGAUCUUCUACGACAGUGACUGGAACCCGACGGUGGAUCAGCAGGCCAUGGACCGUGCCCAUCGCCUGGGCCAGACCAAGCAGGUGACGGUGUACAGGCUCAUCUGUAAGGGCACCAUAGAGGAGAGGAUCCUGCAGAGGGCCAGGGAGAAGAGUGAGAUUCAGAGAAUGGUGAUCAGUGGAGGGAAGUUCUCUCCCGACACCCUGAAACCUAAGGAGGUUGUCUCCCUGCUUCUGGACGAUGAUGAACUGGAGAAGAAAUUGCGUCAGCGUCAGGAGGAGAAGCGGCUUCAGGAAGAGGCCAUCAAAGCCAAGGACAGGAAGAGGAAGAGGGAGAAAUAUGCUGCCGACAAAAGGAGAAGGGAGGCUGCCAAGAAGAAGAAGGAUGCUGAUGUGGUUACCAUGGAGACAGCAGCGGAUCUCCUCCUCCCGUCUCAGGAGAACUCGAACCUGUCCAUCCCGUCCAUGGACCACCCCCCGAGGGCUCCCUCAUCAGCGCAGACGACUCCGCCGUGCCCAGUCCACUCGCCCCGAAUGUCUGUUGGUAGUGAGGCUGCGAUGAUGGGUCUGCCGCAGGACGACAGCAGCAACGACGGGCUGCUGAUCGUGGACGACCUGCCCCCGCAGCAGCCUGCAACACUGCUGCAGCAGCCUGCACUGCAGCCUGCAGCUGCGGUGACGCCUCCUCCUCAAGUGCAAGAAGCACCUGCGGAAAAGCCAGCUGCAGGGGCCAAGGGGAAAGGUGCUGCCCGGGGUAGGGGCCGGCCGAAAUCCAACAAGAGCACUCCGGCUAAGGGAGGGAACAAGGCCGCUGGGCGUAGCAGGAAGAUCAACGCUAACAGUGCUGCUGCGAUGGCCGGGGCUCGGGCAGGGGCUGCUGCCGCAUCGGUAGCAGCCUUCCAGGCAUACGGGUUCCAGUUCUCUGGAGGUGGGACGACAUCAGGAGCGUCGCCUGGAACCCCUCCCUUGCUGAGACCACCUGUUUUCACACCCCCGCCCAGCAGAAUGGCAUCAUCCCACUCCACACAGCCCGGAUCGUCCCUCUUCUCCCAGGGGGUGGGGCAGGGUGGCCCCUUCAGCCAAACUGUCCGAAACAAAGGGCCAAGUCCUAGCCAAUGACCUCGGAUGACCCAAGAUCUCCAGGUCCCACACAG